Solea senegalensis (Senegalese sole) is the source of this 2199-nucleotide messenger RNA. RefSeq names its product limb and neural patterns a (gene lnpka). The transcript is spliced from 13 exons. Bases 153 to 1373 code for a protein of 406 amino acids. The record is from RefSeq and is a predicted model, not a curated record. Gene Ontology annotation, biological process: endoplasmic reticulum tubular network organization. Gene Ontology annotation, cellular component: endoplasmic reticulum tubular network. Lineage: Eukaryota; Metazoa; Chordata; Actinopteri; Pleuronectiformes; Soleidae.
UGCCACACACACCCUCUGUGUAAAGCCAGGAGCAGAACUUUCCGUUCUCCUGCCACAGGCGUAACAAAUCUCCACACUUCAGCUGUACAGGAGGUGGAGAGAAAAUCAGAGCAACCUCCCAGUAACUGGAAAACCUUGACUCCCUCAUCAACAUGGGGGCCGUUGUCUCACGGUGGAGGGCUAAACCAUCCACUGUAGAGCUUCUGGAAGGAAUUGAUAAGGAUAUACAGGUUCUCGAGGAAUACAGUGAAAAGUAUCAAAGGCAAUUGAAGAUAUGGGUCGGACGACUGCUUCUCUACUCGUCGCUUCUCUUCUUGAUCACGUGUAUAGUCGUGUAUUUCUGGUACCUACCUGAGCAGUUGAUGGGACGACUCAUAUUGUCACUUCCCUUUGUAUUCUUUCCCUUAUUGGUUUGGUUACUUCGGAAAAUGCUUGUAUUUAUUUUUUCUCGGAGAACUGAAAGAAAUAAUGAAAAAUUAGAAGACCUUAUAGCACAAAAAAGAAAAAUACUUGAAGAAGUUAUGGAAACCGAGACAUACAAAAAUGCUAAAAUGAUUCUGGAGAGAUUUGAUCCUGAAUCCAAGAAAAAGAUGGAACUGGAAUCUACCCCAGUCGGACCUCAGAUUACUCCAAAACCAGGACAAGAGCUACGCCAUCGCAGUGUUAUGCCAAAGACCCCCCCGGUGAAUAUGAAAUCUGCGAGUAGUGCAGCUCCUCGCCCUCCUCUUGCCUCUGGGCCCACCUAUCCUGGACGAUCUGCCCACACUGCUCCAGGUGGACCCCCAGAGAGGAGCCUGUCGGCUAUCGCUGCUCAGCAGAGCUUGAUGAGGAGGCCUGUGACCCCUGGAACACCUGUUCCAGGAGUUGGCAUGCAUCCUCCUGGUCCGCCCCUGGCCAGACCUGUGCUCCCAAGGGAAAGAGGAGCUAUGGACAGAGUCAUUGAGUAUCUUGUCGGAGAUGGCCCUCAGAACAGAUAUGCUCUCGUAUGUCAGCAGUGUCUGUCCCACAACGGAAUGGCAUUGAAAGAAGAAUUUGAAUAUAUUGCGUUCCGAUGUGCAUAUUGUUAUUUCUUGAACCCCGCGAGGAAGACCCGGCCCCAGGCACCCAGUCUCCCCGUGGUCACUGGUGAAUUGAAGAUGUCACCUGAGGAACAUUUCCCACCACCUGGUGCUGGUGCAGACGACGGCCAAUCGGGUUCAGGGAAAUCCAAGCUUGUUGAUACGUCUGCUGAAGUGAACACCCAAGAACCAGACACACCAACAACCACAGAGUCCGAUUCUAUGUCCGACGAGCAAAACAUGCCGGAGUCACAAGACCUGCCCUCUGAGAAAUCUGAGGGAGAGCAAGAUUUGUCUGCCAUGGAAGUGGAGUAAAAACGACAGAGCAGUGAUUUCAAGAGAAGUCAGGCUGGAUUUUUCUGUUAACUGUAAGAAAAUGCCGUAAGUUGGAAUAACGCGGCAACAAGCAAGCAGCUGUUGUGAUUUUCAGCUUACAGUACACAAUGUCCUUUUUUUGAAAAUUGUUUUUAUAGUUCUAGCAAUUGUAAUGAAUUAAGUAUUAAAUCACAUAGCACUAUGAUUUGGUAGCAACUGCAUCUUUCUCAUGAUGAUUUCAUGUCUAGUCCACUUACUUGUGUGUGAUGUCUUACUGAGAGCAAAUAGUGUGAUGCUAAGUUGUUUUUUCGUAUUUUCGUUUUGCGUAUUUUAUUAGUUUUUGACUGAAUUCUAACAUUUUGCUCUCUGGGUUUACAGGAAAUGGUGGAAACAAAGCAAGUAUUUUGUGGGAAAAUAAAUUUUUAUUUAUGGGAAACUAUUUAUAAAUAUUUUUCUACAACACAGUGUCUGUGAUGACCAUGUUAACUUUGGUAGCACAGUGGCGCUAACAAACUGUUUACACAUCCAUGGUACUAUAAUAGGAAUGCACAUACAAUAUGUAUUUAUUGCUGAAAGGAAGAGAUUUAUGUCGGUACUGUGUGCCUGCUUUAAGUGCCUUGUAUAUUUUAAGUCUCUGCCUCAGAGUAUUGUCGACCUAUUUACAUACGGAGAAUAAAGCGAUAUAACCGUUUUCAGACUUAAGUGACAAGAUCUAUUUUCUGAAUUGUCUGUAUUCAUGUUCUGUAUAAAUAAUGCUAAAUAAACUUUUGGGGACAACUGUGUUCAUGUGUGCUUAUCAGGACACAUUCGUCCCAAUUGAUAAACA